Molecule: messenger RNA, 1107 nt
Organism: Chironomus riparius
Lineage: Eukaryota; Metazoa; Arthropoda; Insecta; Diptera; Chironomidae
Source: the annotation of a GenBank genome assembly
AUGUCACUAUUAACAAGAAGUUUUGUCAGAUGUCUGGUUCAGGCUUCAUCACGCAACAUCCACUCAACUGCUGCAUUAGCUAGUCCCACAAAACCAGAAGGACGAACAACAUGCACUUUGAUUCCUGGAGAUGGUGUUGGUCCAGAAUUGAUUUAUUCGGUACAAGAAGUAUUCAAAGCUGCUGAUGUUCCAGUCGAUUUUGAACCAUUCUUCCUAUCUGAAGUAAAUCCUGCAUUAAGUUCUCCUCUUGAAAGUGUUGUUGCAUCUAUCAAAAAGAACAGAAUUUGCUUAAAGGGAAUUUUGGCAACACCCGAUUACAGCAAUACUGGUGAACUUCAAACACUGAACAUGAAACUUCGUCAUGAACUUGAUUUAUAUGCGAAUGUUGUGCAUGUAGUGAGUUUACCUGGUGUAAAAACUCGUCAUCAAGGCAUUGAUGCUGUUGUUAUUCGUGAGCAAACUGAGGGAGAAUAUUCAGCACAGGAACAUGAGUCAGUUCCAGGCGUGAUUGAGUGCUUAAAAAUUGUAACCGAAGCAAAAUCAAUGCGCAUUGCCAAGUUCGCAUUUGAUUAUGCUGUCAAGCACAACCGUAAGAAGGUUACUGCCAUCCACAAAGCCAACAUCAUGAAGUUGGGAGAUGGAUUGUUCCUUAGGAGCUGCGAGGCAAUGGCCAAGCUCUAUCCUAGAAUUAAAUUCGAAAAAAUGAUUGUAGAUAAUGCUACAAUGCAGCUUGUCUCAAAUCCACAUCAAUUUGAUGUUAUGGUUGCACCGAAUCUCUAUGGUAAUAUUAUUGACAAUAUCUCAUCUGGACUUGUCGGUGGUGCUGGAGUUGUUGCUGGUGCUAGUUAUUCAGCUGAACAUGUUGUUUAUGAACCUGGUGCACGCCAUACAUUCGCUGAAGCUGUAGGCAAAAAUAUUGCCAAUCCAACUGCAAUGUUAUUAUGCGCUUCAAAGAUGCUUCGUCAUAUUAACUUACUCCACUAUAGUACACAAAUUUAUAGUGCCAUCAAUAAUGUCUUAAAGGCUGGAAAAGUGCGCACAAAGGAUCUUGGUGGAAAUGCAACAACAAAUGAAUUUACACGAGCUGUAAUCAUGAACUUGAAGUAA